AUGGGUAACACGAUAUCCAUCGCGCGGAAGGGGUUGUGGGGGUUUCAUGAAGAACCACGCAUCAAGAGGAGAUGUGUUCGGCGGAACCCACCUCCGAGCACAGGCACCUCGACGGGGGGUGGUAACGGCUCAGGGGGCGGGACAGGAAGCGGGAGUGGAAGCGGAACCAGCACCGGAGGCGGCGGCGGCAAUGGCGGCGGCAAUAGGAGUGGGAGUGGGAGUGGGAGCAGUGGUGGAAGCGGGAGCGAUAGCGGUAGCGGUAGUGGAAGCGGGCGCGGUGGUGAUAGUAGAAGCGGAACAAGUCAAAGCGGCGGUGGAAGCAGUAGGGAGCAUGGCGACGAGGGCAAUACUGGCGGCAAGGGAGGCACUGGAAGCGAAACAAGUCAUGACAAAGGAAGCGGGGACAAUGAGGGGAAUGGCGAUGACGAAGGAAGUGGGCGUCAUAAUGAGCUGGAAUCUCUCGGCGGAUCAGGGACGUCGCCGUCACAAGCUUCAAGCAAGAAGUUCUUCCAGGCAGUAGCAGGCUCGACAGGUGGGGCAAACUCGACCGAUCCCUCCAACACAGCAACUCCGACCGAUGAGUAUGGGUCGCCCCUUCCGAACCCAACAUCGUUGCCUCCAGGAUCGGACAGCUCGGACAGUUCUGACGGAACAGUUGUCGGAGGGGGACGGCCGUCCACCGGUGUCAUUAUCGCAAUUGUUGGCGGCGUCCUUGCCGGGCUGGCUGUUCUCCUCGUCCUCGCAUGGCUGGGUCAUCGAGCAUGGAAACGCCGUGAAGAGAAACGGUUGAUGACCACGGAAAAAUCAGCAAUUCCGCCGCUCUUUUCGUCCGAAUCAUUUCUUGCCCCUCCUCCUCUUCCGACUCCUGGCACCGCGGUACACAAUACAUCAACUCUGGUCUUUCGAGAGAAGGGGCUGACGAAACCGCCCACACACCCGUUCACGUCAAUCCACGAAGCCGAUAGUUCCACAGCUGUGCACGAAAUGCCCUCCCCGAUGCCACAAACAAUCGGCAACCGACACGAGCUGGCAACACCAGACAUCUUGGAGAUUCCAGACUUUGGCGAUAUUGAUCUCGACAUGACAGACCACGAGGACGAUGGUGAUGAUCUGGGAAUCAGAAGGCCGACUUCUAUGCUAUGA
This is a messenger RNA of Podospora bellae-mahoneyi, 1143 nucleotides long. RefSeq lists its product as uncharacterized. Lineage: Eukaryota; Fungi; Ascomycota; Sordariomycetes; Sordariales; Podosporaceae. The record is from RefSeq and is a predicted model, not a curated record. The transcript has a single exon. Bases 1 to 1143 code for a protein of 380 amino acids.